Molecule: messenger RNA, 471 nt
Organism: Emiliania huxleyi CCMP1516
Lineage: Eukaryota; Haptophyta; Isochrysidales; Noelaerhabdaceae
Product: glutaryl-CoA dehydrogenase
Exons: 3
Coding region: 1-471 (156 amino acids)
Biological process (GO): fatty-acyl-CoA biosynthetic process; fatty acid beta-oxidation using acyl-CoA dehydrogenase
Molecular function (GO): flavin adenine dinucleotide binding; glutaryl-CoA dehydrogenase activity; fatty-acyl-CoA binding
Source: RefSeq, a predicted model, not a curated record
AUGAUCAAGGCCUGCUCCCUCAGCCGUUCGGCGCCCAACGCCGCCAGGGUGGCGGCCCGGCGGCUGUCGACCGCGGCGGUGUCGGACCUCGACCACGACCUGCCCUCCCUGCCCGCCGCCGCGCCCUCGCUUGCCACUGCCAAGUUUGAUUGGACGGACCCGCUCGCGCUGUCUGCCUCGCUCACCGAAGAGGCGUCGGCCGACACGCCUCACGCGCACGCUCUGCACCUUGAGCUGGCGGUGUACGAGUCGGCGCGCAGCUUUGCGCAGCGCGAGCUCAAGCCGGGCAUCGUGGAGGCGACGCGGCAGGGCCACUUCGACCGCGGGAUCAUGCGCGCGUUUGGUCAGAUGGGCCUGCUCGGGCUCACCUCCCCCGUCGAGUACGGCGGCGGCGGCGCCGGGUAUGUCUCUUAUGGGCUGGGCGCGCGCGCCGUCGAGCAGGUCGACAGCGGGUACCGUCCUCGCUGGUGA